This is a messenger RNA of Fusarium musae, 330 nucleotides long. RefSeq lists its product as uncharacterized. Lineage: Eukaryota; Fungi; Ascomycota; Sordariomycetes; Hypocreales; Nectriaceae. The transcript has 2 exons. The record is from RefSeq and is a predicted model, not a curated record. The coding region runs from base 1 to 330 and encodes 109 amino acids.
AUGGCUCAAUACGGUCUACUGGAAGUACACAAUGGAGAAAAUGCGCAAGCCGACAUUAUCUUCUUGCAUGGAUUGCGGGGAGAUCGAGAAAAGGCAUGGACGAAGAAUGGAGUAGUCUGGCCCAAAGAUUUAUUGCCUGACGACAUUCCCGCAUCUCGCAUCUUUCUCUUUGGUUAUGACACCAAUAUUACUAGUACCGGUCGGUCGGGUGUAACCAAGACUGAAAUCCAUAGUGAUGCAGAGGACGUUUGUGCGAAGCUGGCAGCAGAGCGCUUAAGCACACAAACUGUUAGUGACUCGAACGCACUACGAGGUCUCCUUUUGGAUUGA